Messenger RNA from Eruca vesicaria subsp. sativa (arugula), 279 nucleotides. Lineage: Eukaryota; Viridiplantae; Streptophyta; Magnoliopsida; Brassicales; Brassicaceae. The record is from the annotation of a GenBank genome assembly.
AUUGCCUACUUUGACUGCAUUGCCACAAUCGAUGAUGUUAAGCUUGGCACUGAGUGGUAUUUCAUUGCUUGCAAGGAUUGUCAAACAAAGUUAAACCAGGGACCUACAACUUUCAUAUGUCCAAAAUGCAGAAAUGAAAAUGCUACUGCAAUAGCCAUCUUCCGGGUGGAAUUAUCCGUCUAUGAUAAUGAGGAGCAGUCCAUGUUCAUCAUUCUUGGAGAUGCUGGAAAAGAGCUGACAGGCAGAAGAGAAACAGAGUUAAUCGAUAAAUAUGCUGAG